CAUCAAAUUCUUCAUCUUUCUUUCUUCCUCUCUUACAACAAAGUACAAAUUACUUUCAGACAUAGAUUCGCUUCCUUAAAACCCCCAGUUGAUGUUCGCUAAUUUCUGAGAUUUGCAAGAAUUAAUUCCAAUUUCAAUUCAUAUUCAUGGCUGUCUUCAAUUCUCCUUAGGGUUAGGAAAGUUGUGGCGGCUUUCUAUUUCCCUUUCCCUUUCCCUUUCCCUUUCUAAGAUUCGUCUCUGCGAAAAAAAUUAAAUUAAAGAAGUAUUCAGAUUCCCUUUCAAAUGCUAUUAUUGUUAUUGUUAUUGUUAUUAUUAUUAUUAUUCCAUUCGUUCUUCCUAUAAUUUCCGCCAGAUUUAGUACCGGCAGUCUUCGAUUUUUGAUGAGGAGGAAAUGAACCACACCUCAUCGUAUUUGGGGAAUUCGAAUUGGCUGUUCGAGGAAAGUACGGUCACCAAAUGGACGCCGGACGAGAAUAAAAGGUUCGAGAAUGCUCUGGCGGUGUUCGACAAAGACACGCCGGACAGGUGGCACAAUGUGGCGUCGAUGAUUCCCGGCAAGACCGUCGGUGACGUCAUUAAACAGUACCGUGAGUUGGUCGAUGACGUCAGCGAUAUUGAGGCAGGUCUGAUUCCGGUUCCCGGCUACUCCAACAAUUCCUUCACUUUGGAGUGGGUCACCAGCCAUGGCUACGACAGUUUGAAGCACAUCUACGCCGCCGCCGCCGCCGCCGCCGGUGGGCGGCGCAACCCGGCGUCGCGGUGCUCCGACCACGAGCGGAAGAAGGGCGUCCCAUGGACGGAGGAAGAACACAGACAGUUCUUGUUGGGUUUGAAAAAGUAUGGUAAAGGAGACUGGAGGAACAUAUCUCGGAACUUCGUGACAACGAGGACGCCGACGCAGGUUGCUAGCCACGCUCAAAAAUAUUUUAUCCGGCAGCUGUCGGGAGGGAAAGACAAGAGAAGAUCGAGCAUCCAUGACAUCACAACAGUUAAUCUCGACAACACAAAGUGUCCUUCCCCGGACAAAUCUCAGCACCAUUCGCCGCCGCCAGAGUCAAACUUGACGACAACGUUGCAGCCGCCGCACCACAAUUCAGACACAAAUGUUGUUGUCCGAGGAAGCUACGAUUCGGGUGUUCCCGGUGCGAUAAUUGGGCAGGAUGGCAGCUAUAUGAUCAGCCAUCUUCAGGGGUCUUUGCCAUUCGGGUUUAAUUUGCUUGAGCAUCACGUAGAUUCACAUGGACUGAGGUUAGGACAUUAUGGAACAGUUUUUCAAAUGCACCCGACUCAACAUACUUGAAUUUUAAGCGAAUUUUUGUGGAUAUAUAUAUAUAUAUGUUGUCGUCGUCGAGGGCUAUUUAAGGUUUUCGAUUGUUCUUACAACCUAGCUCUAGAUAUGCAUUGUAAUAGCAAGGGAUUUUGCCCUGAAUCUGAACUAGAAAUCGUGUAACUUCAA
Molecule: messenger RNA, 1456 nt
Organism: Andrographis paniculata
Lineage: Eukaryota; Viridiplantae; Streptophyta; Magnoliopsida; Lamiales; Acanthaceae
Product: transcription factor DIVARICATA-like
Exons: 2
Coding region: 392-1300 (302 amino acids)
Molecular function (GO): DNA binding
Source: RefSeq, a predicted model, not a curated record